This is a messenger RNA of Pestalotiopsis fici W106-1, 3849 nucleotides long. RefSeq lists its product as uncharacterized. The coding region runs from base 1 to 3849 and encodes 1282 amino acids. Lineage: Eukaryota; Fungi; Ascomycota; Sordariomycetes; Amphisphaeriales; Sporocadaceae. Gene Ontology annotation, molecular function: phosphopantetheine binding. The record is from RefSeq and is a predicted model, not a curated record. The transcript has 2 exons.
AUGUCUGUCCUGGACACAACCAAGGACCUGGCGGCCUUGUUUGCCAAACAAGUCCAACUCACCCCUGAUGGAAUUGCUCUGGAAGAUGAGAAUCGAAGUCUCACCUACGCCGAGCUAGAUAAGGAGACGUCAGCCCUGGCUCACGAGCUCCGUAUUCGUGGUGUGACGCGGGACAAGCUCGUCGGUAUCUUGCUGGGGCGGAGCGCCGACUACGUGAUAGCUUGCCUGGCAGCUCUGCGAGCAGGUGGCGCCUUUCUGGUCUUGGAACUCGCAUAUCCUCCAGGGCUCCUAUCUGAUGUCAUCGAAGAUGCAGGGCCUACUGUCAUCAUCACUCAUAGAGCCCAUGUUGGAAAGGUUUCCGGCAGCUCAAAUCUCAUUAUCCUAGACGAAUGGGUGAAAGAGGCAAACGGCGCACCUGCUACCAAUGGCACGACAGAGACACUGUCUCCUCUGCCAGCAGAUGAUGACUUGGAGAGACUCGCCUUCGUUUCGUAUUCGAGUGGAACCACGGGCCGGCCGAAAGGCAUCGCCAACCCACAUAGUGCACCUGUCCGGUCUUAUGACCUGAGAUUUCGUCUCAGUGAUCUGCAACCGGGUGACCGUGUCGCCUGUAAUGUGUUCUUUGUCUGGGAGAUCCUACGACCAUUGAUUCGUGGCGCAACAGUCUUUGCAGUGCCUGACGAGGCCAGCUAUGACCCUGUUGCUCUUGUCGAGCUGCUGUCGGCGCGGCAAAUAACAGAGACGCUGAUGACACCAACACUUCUGGCGACAAUCUUGGCCAGAAACACGAAGCUGGGCAGUCUCAAGAGCCUACGUACGCUGUGGUUGAACGGCGAGGUCGUGACAACAGACCUGGCGCGACGAGCAAUCAAGGCACUUCCCGAAACCACACGACUGCUUAACUGCUACAGUGCAAGUGAAACCCACGAGAUUGCGUGUGGCGUUAUCAAGGAUAUGAUCUCAGAAGAUGCAUCAGUCUGUCCAGUUGGACCACCGAUUGACCCAGAGCAUACAUACAUCCUCGACAAUGGCGGCAAGCCGGUUGAGCCUGGAUUCAGUGGAGAGUUAUUCGUUGGCGGUGGCCUGCUUGCAAGAGGUUAUCUCAAUCUCCCAGAGGUCACCGCAAAGGCUUUUGUUCCGGACCCCUUUAAUCCGGGACAGAAGAUGUAUCGUACUGGCGAUCUGGCUAGAAUCUUGCCCUCGGGCCUCCUGGAGAUCCUCGGUCGCGUAGGUGGUAUGAUCAAAGUGCGAGGCUACACGGUCCAGCCUGGCGCAGUCGAGCAUACUAUUAUGAAGCAGCUAGCCGUAAGCCAUUGUGCAGUUGUCGCUCAUGGUGAUGGACUAGAACGCCAACUUGUCGCAUACUUUGUUCGUGACGAAGACCCCAAAGGCCGCGGGGAGUUCACUGUCGAGGAGUCAGGCUACAGUCCGUCGGCGAGAAAAGUGCUCACUUCUCACUUGGCUCACUAUAUGAUCCCAGCCUUGUGGUGUGAAUUACGAGAGAUCCCCACCCAUGAAGUAUCUGGAAAGGUGGACCUUAAAGCUUUGCCUACGCCUUCUGGCACAAGAACACCGAAUGGAGCCGGUGGCCGAGACGACGGCCGCAACACUGAAGUCAAGAUCGAGACGAUUGCCAAACUGUGGGCCGCGUCCUUGAACUUGUCGGCAAGGUCGGUCACCGAGGAGCACGACUUCUUUGAUCUUGGCGGCCAUUCAUUGGCACUUGCAGAUCUUGCCAGCCGCCUCACAGAAGCUUUUGGUUUCCCCGUGCCGCUUUCGCGUCUAGCCGGCAACCCUACUCUCGAGGGUCAUGCAGAAGCCGUACGCGCUGCACGAGAUGGGCAUACUGCUGCAGUACAGGCCGAUCUCCCUAAAGUCCUGUUGGCCGACUCAACAUUGCCAGACGACAUUAAGGGCACAGGUGCUAAAAUGUGCCCACUGAGUGAAGCUGGCACUGUGUUGCUGACAGGUGUUACUGGCUAUCUGGGUGCGUUCCUGCUAACUUCAAUCUUGGCCAAUUCAACAGCCCGCGUCAUCUGCCUGGUCCGCUUCACUCAUCCGUCAGGUGAGGCGCGUGGUGAAGGUAUGUCUCGUCUGCGAAAGAACCUGAUCGACUUGGGCAUCUGGGAUCAAACCAUUCUGGAUCGUGUCGAGGUACUUCCCGGAAACUUGGGUCGCAAGCGACUCGGUCUCAUGCCCGAUGCAUUUGAAGAGCUUGCCUCCAAGGUCGAUGUCAUCAUCCACGCUGGUGCCACUGUCAACCUUGUCUAUCCCUACGCAGCCAUGCGUUCCGCCAACGUCGGCGGCACGCGGGAGAUUCUUCGCCUGGCAAGUCGAAGUGGCGCGACUGUUCACCACAUCUCCACAAAUGGUGUCCUGCCUCCUUCUUCUGAAGGCUGGAGCGAGGAUACUAUGCUGAGUAUUGAAGAAGUCCCCGAGAAGCUCCUUGAUGGGUAUGGUCAGACCAAAUGGGUUGCGGAGCAACUCGUUGUCGAGGCUGGUCGUCGGGGGUUGCCUGCCCGAAUAUACCGGCCCGGAACGAUUAGUGGACACAGUGUCCUCGGAUCAACCAACACCUACGAUCUGUUGACAGCUCUGUUUGUCGAGUCUAUCCAUCUCGGAUAUGCGCCCGACAUCAAGGGGUGGCUAGCUGAAAUGACGCCUGUCGACUUUGUCAGCAAGGCCAUCGUAACGUUGGCCAACCACAUCGAGGUGGAUCAACCGAUUUUCCACAUAGGCGACCCCAAGCCAGUCACCGCUGCUGCCCUCUAUGAAGAUCUCGCCGAGCUCGGCUACACUACUCGCAGUCUGGACUGGGAUAAUUGGGUUACACUCUGGAACGAGAAACGCGGUGCUAGCAAGUCUGGCGAUGACUCAUUUACUGCUGGAAUUCUUCGACGCGGCAUGCCCACUGUUGAUUUCCUAAGAGCGGUAACUGUUCUGAACGAUGCCAAGACCGAGCCCGCAUUGAGCCUAUACGAGCUUGAUCGUCCCAAGAUCGACAGUAAGCUCCUUGAGAUUUACACCCGAGACUGGUAUGCCAGAGGUUGGCUUCCAAAGCCUCCUGUCAGAGAGUCCUCGGGCACAGCUACACCAAAGAAGACUGGUCCAUUAGCGGGCCGCGUCGCUGUCGUCACGGGCGCCUCAUCGGGCAUUGGAGCUGCUGUGGCAUCGGCACUGUCGAGAGAAGGCGCCCAUGUGAUUCUGGCUGCUCGCCGAACUGAGGCUCUCGAGAAGCUCAAGACCAAAUUGUCCGCUACACCAGGCAAGGUCAUUGUCCACAAGACCGAUGUCACAAAUAAAGCAGAUGUCGAGUCCCUGUUCCAAGCAGCAAACUCCAUCUCCGGGUCGGGCGUUGACAUUCUGGUAUCCUGCGCAGGAGUCAUGUACUUUACCAUGAUGGCCAAUGUGCAGACGGACGAAUGGGAACGCACAGUCGAUGUCAACUGCAAGGGUCUGCUCCAUUGUCUAUCGGCCAGUGUGCCCGACAUGUUGAAGCGUGGCAGCGGCCACAUUGUUGCCAUUUCCUCAGACGCUGGCCGCAAGGUGUUCCCUGGCCUAGGCGUCUAUUCGGCCAGCAAGUUCUUUGUUGAGGCAACAUUGCAAAGCUUGCGCCUCGAGACUGCCGGAACUGGUCUUCGUGUUACCAGCAUUCAACCUGGCAACACAGCUACCGAGCUGCUGGGCAUGUCGACCGAUGCCGAAGCCAUCAAGAAAUUCGGCGAACCCAGCGGAGCCAAGGUGCUCGAUGCUGAAGAUGUAGCCGAAGCCAUUGUAUAUGCCUUGCGACAGCCAGAACAUGUCGCCGUCAACGAAAUCCUGAUUGAGCCUCGCGAUGAGCCAAUCUGA